This is a messenger RNA of Nicotiana attenuata, 1231 nucleotides long. Its product is annotated as AUGMIN subunit 8-like. Lineage: Eukaryota; Viridiplantae; Streptophyta; Magnoliopsida; Solanales; Solanaceae. Gene Ontology annotation, cellular component: nuclear microtubule; centrosome; cytoplasm. Gene Ontology annotation, molecular function: microtubule binding. The transcript is spliced from 6 exons. The annotation marks the transcript as partial. The record is from RefSeq and is a predicted model, not a curated record. Gene Ontology annotation, biological process: centrosome cycle; spindle assembly.
UCAUUGGAAGAACAGUACAGGGAAUCCAGUAGCAGAUCUCAGACUGUUUCAGCUCCUGGAUCACGACUUCCGUCACCGAAUAAGGCAUCUGUUAUAUCAUCCUCUGCAUCUAGAGGAGUCAGUCCAUCUCGAACAAGAUCAGUCCCAAGUACACCAUCUAGAGGGCCAAGUCCUUCUCGGAUAAGACCAUCUAGUCCAUCUAGACAACCCAAAACUUCUACUUCUGUCCUCAGCUUUAUUGCAGAUAUUAAAAAGGGGAAGAAGACAGCUAACCACAUAGAAGAUGUUCAUCAGCUGAGGUUAUUGUAUAAUAGACAUCUCCAAUGGCGGUAUGCUAAUGCCAGGUCAGAUGCAGCAUUGCACGCGCAGAAACUUCAAACAGAGAAAACAUUGUACAAUGUCUGGAGGAAUACGUCGGAUUUAUGGGCUUCUGUUAUUAAAAAGAGAACUGCACUCCAACAGCUGAAGCUGAAGUUGAAACUUUUUGCAGUCUUAAAUGAACAGCUCACCUACCUCGAUGAGUGGGCUUCAAUUGAAAGGGAUCAUACCAGUUCAGUAUCCCAUGCUAUACAAGAUCUACAGGCAUGCACUCUCCGUCUUCCAAUAAUUGGACGAGCAAAGGGUGAUAUUGAAAGUGUUAAGGAAGCUGUUUGCUCAGCUGUUGAUGUAAUGCAGGCAAUGGGAUCCUCCAUGCGUUUUAUAUUGUCUAGGGUGGAAGGGAUGAACUGCCUGGUUUCUGAACUUGCUGAUGUGGCAGCUCAAGAGCGAGCCAUGCUGGACGAAUGCGAAGCCCUAUUGUCUUCAACAGCGGCUAUGCAGGUAGAAGAAUAUAGCAUUAGGUCUCAUCUUAUACAAUUGAAACAAGCUUGGAGAAGUGAUGAGCAGCUGAUACUUGGGAAUUAGAUAGCUUUUACCAAAUGCUUCUCAAAUGCAAUUCUAACCAACUCUUCCUCGUCAAAUGAAGAAUAUGCCACAUCUCCAGCCUUAGCUAGUGUGUAUAGUAAUAGGUUUUUUUUUCUCAUUCUUUUUUUUUUCCUUCUAAUUUAUCAUGGGAAAUCUUGAAUUAUUCCAUUCUUUUUUCUUUUUCUCUCUUUUUUUCUUCUCCACAUAUCUUGCAAAAAGCCGUCGUCCUUAUCCUAAUGUAACUUUUUGUAUCAUCAACAAAAAAAGAAAUGCAAAGGAAGAACAAGAUUCAAAAUUAGUUAUAGAAAAGAAGCAAACUUACCAAAGA